This is a messenger RNA of Brugia malayi, 1977 nucleotides long. RefSeq lists its product as uncharacterized. The transcript has 15 exons. Gene Ontology annotation, cellular component: Golgi membrane; trans-Golgi network. Gene Ontology annotation, biological process: protein processing. The coding region runs from base 1 to 1977 and encodes 658 amino acids. The record is from RefSeq and is a predicted model, not a curated record. Gene Ontology annotation, molecular function: serine-type endopeptidase activity. Lineage: Eukaryota; Metazoa; Nematoda; Chromadorea; Rhabditida; Onchocercidae.
AUGAGAAGAUGGCAUAAGUGGCAACGGUGUAGCACAUACAGUAUUCUGCUGUUUAUAAUCUGUACAUCUGUCAAUGCGGUUGAAAUAUAUACUAAUCAUUUUUAUGUCCAUAUCAGACAACCAGGCAUUGAGAAUGCCCAUUUAAUAGCUAAACGACAUGGCUUCAUUAAUCAUGGAUCAGUUCUUGGCUCCACCGUUGAUUGGCAUUUCGUCCAACCAGCCCUAUCACAUGCACGAACAAAGCGUUCCUACACUCAUUAUAAAAAAUUAAGUGACGAUCGUGAUGUGGUGCACGUGGAACAGUUAACGGGUUUCAAACGUGUGAAGAGAGGAUAUAGAGCUCUGGAGGAACGGUUGCAGGAGCAGCUCGAUUUUACUGCGGCGCAAUCACCAACUGACCCGCUCUACCCAUAUCAGUGGUACUUGAAUAAUGUUGGACAAGCGAACGGUAAACCACGACUAGAUUUAAAUGUCGAAAAAGCUUGGGUACUUGGUAUCACUGGUAAAAAUAUAACAACGGCUAUCAUGGAUGAUGGUGUUGAUUAUAUGCAUCCGGAUCUGGCGAAUAAUUUUAAUGCAAGGGCUAGCUACGAUUUUAGUUCUAAUGACCCAUUCCCCUAUCCAAGGUACACCGAUGACUGGUUCAACUCACACGGAACACGCUGUGCCGGUGAAAUAGCCGCAGCACGUGAUAAUGGUAUUUGCGGCGUCGGUGUUGCUUAUGAUAGUAAAGUAGCUGGUAUUCGGAUGCUGGAUCAACCUUACAUGACAGAUCUCAUCGAGGCCAAUUCAAUGAGCCAUGAGCCAAAUUUGAUUCAUAUUUAUUCGGCAAGCUGGGGACCUACUGAUGAUGGGAAAACGGUAGAUGGACCACGUAAUGCAACAAUGCGUGCUAUCGUCAAAGGUGGACGUAAUGGUUUGGGAUCAAUUUUUGUAUGGGCAAGUGGGGAUGGCGGUGAGGAAGACGACUGCAACUGUGAUGGUUAUGCUGCUUCCAUGUGGACAAUAUCUAUUAAUUCCGCAAUUAACAGUGGUGAAAAUGCGCACUAUGACGAAAGUUGCUCUUCUACAUUGGCUUCAACAUUUUCGAACGGAGGACGAAAUCCAGAAACUGGGGUAGCAACAACGGAUUUGUAUAGCCGUUGCACGCGAUCGCAUAGUGGAACAUCGGCAGCAGCACCGGAAGCAGCUGGUGUUUUUGCGCUGGCACUAGAAGCAAAUCCAUUACUUACUUGGCGUGAUUUACAACAUCUAACAGUACUGACAUCAACACGAAAUUCAUUAUUUGAUGGGCGAUGCAGAGACUUGCCAGAUCUUGGCAUUGAAGAGGACGACGGGAACAAUAUAAAUGGUAUCAAUAACUGCACUCAUUUUGAAUGGAAAAUGAAUGGCGUUGGCUUGGAAUUUAAUCAUUUGUUCGGUUUUGGUGUAUUGGAUGCAGCUGAAAUGGUUAUGUUGGCGAUGGUUUGGAAGACUGUGCCUUCAAGAUUCCACUGCGAAGCGGGGACUAUUGCUACAUCGCGCGAAAUUCCCUCGACCGGAAAUCUUGUACUGGAAUUGAUUACUGAUGCAUGCUUGGGAACUCCGACAGAAGUUAAUUAUUUGGAACACGUACAAGCCGUUGUCUCUUUAAAUAGCAGCCGACGUGGUGACACUACUCUUUAUCUAGUAUCUCCAUCUGGUACACAAACAAUGAUUUUGUCUCGGCGUCCAAAAGAUAAUGAUAACAAAAAUGGAUUCACGAAUUGGCCCUUUAUGACCACACAUACUUGGGGUGAAAAUCCACGCGGCAAAUGGCGCUUGAUUGUCCGAUUCCAAGGCAGCUACAAAAAUCACGGUAUGGUGAAGAAAUUUACCCUUAUGCUUCAUGGUACCAAAGAUCCGCCAUAUACUGGUAUUGAACCUCUUCAAGGACAUGUAAACAGUAAACUGAAAGUGGUACAGAAGGCACAUAAACGUGCUUCAUUUCGUCGUUGA